Teleopsis dalmanni is the source of this 1053-nucleotide messenger RNA. Its product is annotated as lactosylceramide 1,3-N-acetyl-beta-D-glucosaminyltransferase-like. The record is from RefSeq and is a predicted model, not a curated record. Gene Ontology annotation, cellular component: membrane. The transcript has 2 exons. NCBI's taxonomy places the organism in Eukaryota, Metazoa, Arthropoda, Insecta, Diptera, Diopsidae. Gene Ontology annotation, molecular function: hexosyltransferase activity. Bases 85 to 1053 code for a protein of 322 amino acids.
AUAACUAUUUGUAAUGGAGUUAUUCUUUACUGUAUAGUUUACUUAUUAACUACAGUAAUCAAUCAAAUUUCAAAUCAGUAUAAAAUGAAGUCAUUAUACCUAAUUGAUUCAAAGAGAAUAUCUGCCAAUAUUACCAACUAUACACCUAAACCAGUCAAUCUUACGAGUUUGCAGUACCUACUACAAUCAAACCACUGUCAAAAAUACAAAAAAGAGUUUCUAGCUAUAAUUAUGAUAAAAUCAGCUGCAAAUAACACGAUGAAACGUAUGUCUCAUCGUCAAUCUAAAUCACAAAAAGAACUAGCAAAUUUAGGCUUACAACGUAUAUUUUUACUCGGUGAAGUUGCACCUAUGAUGAGUAACAUUAAUCAGACAACCCUACAACUUGAACACGAUACUUACGGUGAUUUAGUACAGGGCAGUUUUCAAGAUACCUAUCAGAAUUUAAGCUAUAAAAUGUGGAUGGGUCUAGAUUGGACAUCUUCUGAAUGCAAAAAUGCUAAAUUUAUCAUUAAUAUGGAUGAUGAUGUUGUUUAUGAUAUAUACUAUAUAAUAAACUAUCUAAAAAACUUUUUUCGGAUAAGUUUGAAACUUGCGAUAUCUGAUGAAUUGUUAAUUGGUCAAGUACUUACUAAUAAAGCAUCUCGAAAUACCAAAUUUAAGUGGUACGUUACACAUGAUGAAUAUGCAAAAGAUUCUUAUCCACUCUAUGUUGCUGGUUGGUUUUAUAUAACGAAUCCAUUGACUGCAGCUCGAUUAGCAAAAGAAGCCAUACAGACUCCAUUCUUUUGGAUUGAUGAUAUUUGGAUGACUGGUAUUGUGCGCGAACGUCUUCAGAUACCUCUACAAACUAUAUACAGUUGGUUUACUUAUAAGAAUUCACAAUUAAAAAGGUGCAUUGAAGACGUGAAGGAGUUUCAAUAUUUCUGUGAUUAUAAAGUGGGUCCCAAUAAUAAGGAACCUAAUUUCUUGUAUAUAUAUCAAAAUUAUAUGAAAAUAUGUUCUGAAGGCAAGUGUAAGCAGCGACCUGCUGCGAUUACUCCUAAUGCUUAG